This is a messenger RNA of Verticillium alfalfae VaMs.102, 1296 nucleotides long. RefSeq names its product ferrochelatase. NCBI's taxonomy places the organism in Eukaryota, Fungi, Ascomycota, Sordariomycetes, Glomerellales, Plectosphaerellaceae. Gene Ontology annotation, biological process: heme biosynthetic process. The coding region runs from base 1 to 1296 and encodes 431 amino acids. Gene Ontology annotation, molecular function: protoporphyrin ferrochelatase activity. The transcript is spliced from 2 exons. The record is from RefSeq and is a predicted model, not a curated record.
AUGGCAAUGCGACGCUCAGCGGCGCAGCUCUCUAAGAGCUUGGCCAAGACACCGGCAGCCAUGUCUUCUCGAAAGCUCACGCUUCCGAAGGACCUCGCAAGCCAAUCGCGAAAGCUUGCGACGGUGCCACCAGUCACACAGGAUGCGACAGGGUCGAAAGGCCCGACGGCCAUGGUCUUUCUCAACAUGGGCGGUCCUCAAACUACAGAUGAAGUUGGAGACUUCUUGAGUCGACUCUUUGCGGAUGGCGAUUUGAUUCCCCUCGGUCGUUUCCAGAACUAUGUUGGUCCUCUGAUUUCGCAAAGACGGACGCCCAAGAUUCAAAAACAAUAUGCUGAAAUUGGCGGAGGCUCCCCCAUCCGCAAGUGGUCCGAGUACCAGAACGAGGAGAUGUGCAAGAUUCUCGACAAAAUCUCUCCCGAGACAGCACCGCACAAGCCUUACGUUGCGUUCCGAUAUGCCAACCCCUUGACAGAAGAAAUGUACAACCGACUACUGGACGACGGGUUUGGUCGUGGCAAGGGAGGUCGAGCUGUCGCAUUCACUCAAUACCCGCAAUACUCUUGCUCGACCACAGGGAGCAGCAUCAAUGAGCUGUGGAAAUGGAGACAAAGACUAGAGGGCAAGGAUGCGGCCUCAGGCGUUCCUGGCGACGGUACCAUCAACUGGAGUGUCAUCGACCGAUGGCCCGUUCACUCAGGUCUGGUAGAGGCGUUUGCGCAGAACAUCGAGAAAAAGCUACUUGAGUACCCCGAAGAGCGUCGCAAGGACGCUGUCCUGCUCUUCUCCGCACACAGUCUGCCCAUGUCUGUGGUCAACCGAGGCGACCCCUACCCGCCCGAGGUUGCCGCCACAGUCUACGCUGUCAUGCAGCGGCUCAAGUUCUCAAACCCCUACCGUCUCUGCUGGCAGUCUCAAGUUGGCCCUUCGGCGUGGCUUGGCCCCCAGACUUCGGACACUGUUGAGGGCUAUGUCCACAAGGGCCAGAAGGACCUCGUCCUUAUUCCCAUCGCCUUUACUUCUGAUCAUAUCGAGACGCUGUAUGAGAUUGACAAGGAAGUCAUCCCGGACUCCGGCUCUCCGGAUACUGUGAAGCGUGUCGACAGUCUCAACGGCAGCCCGGUCUUCAUCCGUGCGCUGGCCGACAUUGCCAAGGCUCACCUUGACAGUGGCAUUGCUUGCUCGCCGCAGAUGGAGCUGAGGUGCCCUGGCUGCAAGAGCGAACGCUGUGCGGAGUCUAAGAAGUUUUUCAGCUCCCAAGGUCGAGUGCUCGGAGCAGGAGAUGUAGCUCUGUAA